UUUUCCUAUUUAUUCUCACCAGACACAUUCUCUUUCCCUCACUUGUCUUCUUUUUUCCUAAUUCAAGAAACCAUAUAAUCUUUUCCUCUGUAUUUUUUUACAAAUCCCUCAAAGAAACAAAAUUUACAAGAUCAAGAAUGUAUAACGAAUGCAGCUCUCCCUCCACCGCAAGAUCAACAACGAGAGUCACAAAUCACAGAAUGAGAUCUCCGAUCUGUUGUAUAGGAGCCAACGCGGUGGUUGAGCCAGAAGCCAUGAUGAUCGGAGGAGAACAAAGAACACCAAGAUCUCCUUACGAAUGGCUCAAAUCUACGGCGCAGGAGCUAGAGUUAAGAGAUCGGUGCCGGCGUGUGAAGUCACGUAUCAAGGUUACGUGUCGUAACAACAAUUGUGCUUAUAAUAAUUGUGUUCAUCAUCAUCAUCAUAGCCAGAGUUAUCCUGGAGAUUUCAGUUACGAUCCGUUGAGUUACGCGCUCAAUUUCGAGGAUAAUGUGAGAGCUGAUGACGAUGGUUCUUUUCCUAAUUUCACGGCGAGGUUGCCUCAGUCGCCGGUGACCAAGACGAGAUCGGCGACGGUUGAUUUGAUCUCUUUCUGACGGAAUAAUUAAUUACAAAAAGAUUCUUUAAAAAAAUAUCUUUUCGUUUUCUUGUGUGUGACGGUGGAAUGUAACUGUUCGCCGGAGAAAUGACGUAAGAAUAUGACGUCAGGUGUAUGUAAAUGCUCUCUCGCCAUAUUGAUUUGAUAUACUUGUAAAAUUGAUGUGUGCAAAUAAAAAGCAGAAACAUUUUCUAUGUUUCUUACAAAUUUAAUCCAUUUCACUUUAUGCGCUUUGUUGAAUUGUUCAUAAACUGUUACGGACAAACCCUAAAAUAAUGGUGUGGAUCUAAUAGAUGGUUAAUCAUUGCAUAUUUGAUUCCAUCAUUUCAAAUCUUGAUUUGAUCUU
This is a messenger RNA of Arabidopsis thaliana (thale cress), 944 nucleotides long. RefSeq lists its product as uncharacterized. NCBI's taxonomy places the organism in Eukaryota, Viridiplantae, Streptophyta, Magnoliopsida, Brassicales, Brassicaceae. The coding region runs from base 138 to 596 and encodes 152 amino acids. The transcript has a single exon. The record is from RefSeq and is marked reviewed.